AUGGCUGAUCAGCAGGAUGGUGACACUGAGGCGGAGGAGACUAGUGGUGAGGAGGAGACUAGUGGUGAAGAGGAGGCUGAGGAGGAUGUCGGUGCUGACCUUGAGGCGGAGUAUGAGGAGGAGUCUGGUGAUGAGGACGAUGAGAACAGGUUGUGGUAUGAGGGAGGUCUGUUUGACCUUUGCUUGUUGACUAAGUAUGGCGAACAUAUAGCUCGUGACAUAUGGAGGUCAUACAAGCGGCCAAAUUAUGAGACUAGAGGUGUGCUCAAGACCUAUAAUCAUGGGAGGAUGUGUCAUCCUGUAGUCCAUCAUGCUCGGUACAUAAGGGGUGCGGUGCAUGAUGCAGGUUUGCGGUGGGUGAUGAAAUGCACAAGCCCGAGUGUUGACCAGAGCAUUAUUUCUGCUUUUGUUGAGCGAUGGCAUCCUGAGACGUCAUCUUUCCACUUAUCCUAG
Messenger RNA from Lotus japonicus, 453 nucleotides. RefSeq lists its product as uncharacterized. Lineage: Eukaryota; Viridiplantae; Streptophyta; Magnoliopsida; Fabales; Fabaceae. The transcript has a single exon. The record is from RefSeq and is a predicted model, not a curated record. The coding region runs from base 1 to 453 and encodes 150 amino acids.